AGAGCUGAGAGGAGGGCAGGUGUGUGCAGGUGCAUCACCUGGAUCAUGAGUUCAUCCCUCUGCUGGCUCCUCCCACUUCUCCUCAUCCUGGCCUCAGUGGCCCAAGGCCAGCCAACAAGACGACCAAGACCCAGGCCCAGGCCCAGGCCCAGGCCCAGACUCCAGCCCACACCCAGCUUUCCUCAGCCCCAUGAGCCCUCGGAACCUACAGACCUGCCUCCUCCCCUCCCACCGGGCCCUCCAUCAGUCUUUCCCGACUGUCCCCGGGAAUGCUACUGCCCCCCUGACUUCCCGUCUGCCCUCUACUGUGAUAGCCGCAACCUUCGAAAGGUCCCUGUCAUCCCAUCUCGAAUCCAUUAUCUCUAUCUCCAGAACAACUUUAUAACUGAGCUCCCAGUGGAGGCCUUCAAGAAUGCCUCGGGCCUCAGGUGGGUCAACCUGGAUAACAACCGAAUUCGCAAGGUAGACCAGAAGGUGCUGGAGAAACUACCCAGCCUGGUGUUCCUCUACAUGGAGAAGAACCAGCUCGAAGAAGUACCCUCGGCCCUGCCCCGGAACCUAGAGCAGCUGAGGCUGAGCCAGAACAGGAUCUCCAGAAUCCCACCCGGCGUCUUCAGCAAGCUGGAGAACCUGCUGCUCUUGGAUCUCCAACACAACAAGCUGAGUGACGGUGUCUUCAAGCCUGACACCUUCCAGGGCCUCAAGAACCUCAUGCAGCUCAACCUGGCCCACAACAUCCUGAGAAAGAUGCCACCCAAGGUCCCCACAGCAAUUCACCAGCUCUACCUGGACAGCAACAACAUUGAGACCAUCCCCAACGGCUACUUCAACGGCUUCCCCAACCUUGCCUUCAUUCGCCUUAACUACAACAAGCUGUCAGACAAGGGGCUCCCCAAGAACUCCUUUAAUAUCUCCAACCUGCUGGUGCUCCACCUGUCCCAUAACAGGAUCAGCAACGUGCCUGCCAUCAGCAGCAAGCUGGAGCACCUGUACCUCAACAACAACAGCAUUGAGAAAAUCAAUGGGACCCAGAUCUGCCCCAACAACCUAGUCGCCUUCCAUGACUUCUCCUCGGAUCUGGAGAACGUGCCACACCUCCGCUACCUGCGGCUGGAUGGGAACUUCCUGAAGCCGCCCAUCCCGCUGGACCUCAUGAUGUGCUUCCGCCUGCUGCAGUCUGUGGUCAUCUAGGCCUCACUCUGCCCCUGGAUCUCCUCUGACUGGACUUGAAUGCUGGUGGCCCAGGCACCUAUGCCCACCAUUCAUUUUCUCUCUCCCGUUCUUGCUCCUAGCUUUGUCUUUCUUAUCCCAGCUUCCUGAGGCAGGUACAGGCCACAUAUCCUGCAGCACCUGAGGCUUCUAGAU
Molecule: messenger RNA, 1365 nt
Organism: Diceros bicornis minor
Lineage: Eukaryota; Metazoa; Chordata; Mammalia; Perissodactyla; Rhinocerotidae
Gene: PRELP
Product: proline and arginine rich end leucine rich repeat protein
Exons: 3
Coding region: 46-1191 (381 amino acids)
Cellular component (GO): extracellular exosome
Molecular function (GO): protein binding; heparin binding
Source: RefSeq, a predicted model, not a curated record